This is a messenger RNA of Amaranthus tricolor (Joseph's coat), 1885 nucleotides long. RefSeq names its product autophagy-related protein 23. NCBI's taxonomy places the organism in Eukaryota, Viridiplantae, Streptophyta, Magnoliopsida, Caryophyllales, Amaranthaceae. The transcript has 15 exons. The record is from RefSeq and is a predicted model, not a curated record. The coding region runs from base 113 to 1471 and encodes 452 amino acids.
CGAUAAUUAAAACUGAUAUUUUCGUACGUUCGUGAACAAUUAUUUGAUUUGAGCCAAAAUAUAAACAACCGAAAAUCAAAAUCUUCUUCGCGUUUCUCUCUCUAAAAUCACAAUGAGCACAAAUCAACACCAUGCAUCUCUCGGUAGAAGAACGUUGGAAGAAAUUAGGCAGAAAAGAGCUGCUGAAAGGGUGAAAAAGGUUUCUUCUGGAUCAGAUCUUAGCACUUCUUCUAGCCCUCCUGCUGCAGAUUAUGGUGGGAUCAAAAAAUCUGAUAGUGUUUCCAGAUUUUCGGAGAAUGAUAUUAGUAGUUUAGUAGCGCAACUGAAGGAUUUGCAAAAGAGGAACGCGGAGUUUGAGGAUGAUAAUAUGAGACUGAGCUCCAAGCUCCUGGCAAAGGAAGUGGAGUGUGAGACGUUGCAACAGCGUUUAAAUGAUCUGGAACAAAAUGCAGUACCGUCUUUGAGGAAAGCGCUUAAGGACAUUGCUAUGGAAAAAGAUGCAGCAGUAGUUGCUCGGGAGGAUCUAUUAGCACAGAUUCGGACUCUGAAAAAGCGUUUAAAAGAAGCUGAAGAAGAACAAUAUCGGGCUGAAGAAGAUGCAGCUUCUCUUAGAGCAGAACUGAAUUCUAUUCAGCAGCAAGCAUUCAAUGAAUCUGCUGGUGGCAUGGUUGCUAUGGGAAAAUCGCCAGAUCAAUUCCAAUCACUGGAAAAGGAGUUGGCUAACCUGAAGUUUGAGUUAGAAAGAGAAGCAAAAAUGAGGCAUCAGGAGCAACAAAAAUUAGCAGAAGAACAAGCUCGAGUUUCAGCUCUCAUGUCUGAAAAGCAAGAUUUGGAAUUGAAGCUUUCAGAACUGACAAAAACAUCAGAAGAAGCUGCUGGAAAAUCAUCAUUGAAUGUCUUUACCUUGCAAGACAAGGAGAAGCUGGAGGACCAGUUGCAUGCUAUGGCAGUAAUGGUUGAGCGAUUGGAAAGUGGGAGGCAGAAACUUCUGCUCGAGAUUGAUUCACAAUCUUCCGAGAUUGAGAAGCUCUUUGAUGAAAAUUCCAGUUUGUCAUCUGCUUAUGAGGAGGCCGUGGGGAUUGCAUCACACUGGGAGACUCAGAUGAAAGAAUGUCUCAACAAAAAUGAAGAACUUCGAAGUAUGAUAGAUGGGUUGAGAACAGAACAGAUCAAUAUUAUGUCAUCAAACAGCGGGAAGAUUAGUAAUGAUUCGUCUGAGACAAAUAACUUGGGAAAAAGUGAUACUGAACCAGCUAAUUAUACCGAUGAAGUACUGAACCUUAAGGGUCAACUGCUAAGGGAACAAAGCAAAGCAGAGAGUUUAGCUGCAGAAGUCAUGCAACUUUCUUUACAACUGCAACAAACGACACGCGCAUAUACUGGUCUUGCACGACUCUACAAACCUGUAUUGCGGAAUAUCGAAAGCAGUCUGAUGAAGGUGAAGAACGAUGGAGCACUCCUUGUGAAGUGAAUUGGGAACAAGUGAUACUCUUACAAGGGACCUUGUGUUUAUGAAUUUAUGAAUUCUUGAGUAGGAUUACGAUGUUGUGGUAUACUACAGAAAUAUGAGGAACAAAAUUGGUUGAUCUAUAUUUAUUUGUUGAUCACAAAUUCUUGAGAGACCAUCUCUAAUUUGGUCAGCCCAUUAUCAUCUUUUAGUUUAAUUAAAUUUUAGUGGGCUGGACGAGAUGUCUCUCAAAGAGACAGUCUUUCAGGAGACCGACUGUUUGUUGAUCUAUAAAUGGACCAGAAUGUAAGUUGUUGCCGAACCCAGAACUUUUGUAAAUUAGCCCCCCGUUGUAUAAUUUGCUUGAAAAUUUACUUUUUUAAAAUUCGCAAUUCGCUAAAAAUGGUAAAAAAAAAAAAAAAAAACUAGUAAUUUGCA